Molecule: messenger RNA, 1337 nt
Organism: Dermochelys coriacea (leatherback sea turtle)
Lineage: Eukaryota; Metazoa; Chordata; Testudines; Dermochelyidae
Gene: TCAP
Product: titin-cap
Exons: 3
Coding region: 467-1036 (189 amino acids)
Biological process (GO): skeletal muscle thin filament assembly; cardiac muscle contraction; cardiac muscle tissue morphogenesis
Cellular component (GO): Z disc
Molecular function (GO): protein-macromolecule adaptor activity; titin binding; titin Z domain binding
Source: RefSeq, a predicted model, not a curated record
CUGGUCAUCCCCGGCACGCCCCAGGAGCAGCAUUCUCCUCGCUCUGCGGCCAGAAGGAACAGUCCCUGCUCCCCUCCGCGCCAGCAGGCAGGGGCUGGUCGCAGCACAGAGCCCGGAGUCCCCCCCGCCUUGGAGGCUUUGACAGCGGCCUGCUUCCCAGGGUCGCACCUCUUCUGAAAGGCAGUCAGGACCAGCCCUCGGCUGCUGGCACUGUGACGGCUCUGUGGGCCUAAGCCUGCGAUCGCUCACUGGAGCAAACUUGGAGUAAGAAACGAGCGUGGGGUGAUUUCCAAGGGGGCAGUGCCCCUUCCGCCACUCAAAUACGGGCCUUGUUAAUCUCAGCCUGGAGCAUUGGCCCUGGGAGUAUUCCUCCUACGGAUCCGAUGGCUCACACACACACACACACACACACACACACACACAGCCGGGCUCACGCCCCCCAGGCCAGGCGUCCCACAGGGCAAGGAUGUUGGGCAAGCGCAUGGUGCUGCACAGCGCGGGGGUGCUGUCGGCGGCCGAGCUGGGCUGCCUGGUGAAGGAGGAGGACGUGGUGCGGCACGAAUCCUUCACAGCCGAAUGGAGGGACCUGUCACUCUCCACCAGGCCCAAGGAGGGCUGCUCCCUGCGGGAGGUGGAUGAUCGGCGCAAGGAGACGUACUGGCAGCAGCAGGAGACGCGCUUCGUGGUGCAGCGAUCGCCCGGGCUCAUCAUGCGGCUGGGCCGGCUGGGCGAGCCCCUGGCCUGCUACCUCCUGCCCUACCAGCGGGCACUGACCCUGCCCCUCUUCGUGCCGGCCGACCUGAGCGCCAAGGCCGAGCGGGGAGCCACCCCGCCCCAGCUGCGCCAUAUGAUGGACUUCGAGACGGCCCUGGCCGGGGGCGCCCCGCCCAACGGGCAGUGCCGGGACAAGAAGGCCGUGUCGGAGAUCACCAAGGAGCUGCCCCCCGUCGUCCAGCCCAGCCGGCCUGACUUUGGCAAGGGGGAAUUCCCCCGCUCCCUGUCCCGCUCCCUGUCCCAGGAGGCGCAGAGGGGCUGAGGGGCCGGGGCACGGACCUGCCCAUAGGGCUCUGCGUUCCCAGCUCACAGCUCCCCCUGCAUGAGAAAUACCCAUGGUGAGCUGGGCAACGCGGGGUUACGGUAGAGGGCCCCAUCCCAGGGCCAAAGCCAUCCCGGGUGUAAACUCAGCGAGAUUACGCCAUGGCUGCAUGUGGUUUUUUGAGUUAGGCUGUGAGCGCUGUGGGGCAGGGCCCGUCAGUUCGUACAGCACCAUGCAUGCUGAUGGUGCUGCAAUCAGAACGCUGUCUCUUUAAAAACAACCUUCUCGCCUGGGCUGUCAA